GAGUUGGCGCGAUUCCUCGAUUGGUCAGAAUCGGAUUCCUGAAUUACGAUUCUCGUACAUGGGAGAAUCGCGAUUCUCUAGUCUCGAUUCUUUCACAAAGCGAAUCCGGUUCUGAAUGCGAUUCUUUAGCAGUUCUCGAUUCCCUCCGAUUCCGAUUCCCAAAUACUAAUUUUUUUCAACUUCGGGACUUGACAAAUGAAUUUGAAAUGAAAUUAGUAAUUUCCCCAACUAGGUAUAUGAUCAUUUUGCAUGUUCUAUUCUUUCAUUUAUUGCUGUAAGCACGGAAUCGCAGGGAAUCGCGAAGGCGCGAUUCUCCAUUAAAGAGGAUCCGAUUCUUUCAUUACGCGAUUCUUUCACUGCAUAGAAUCACUGAUUCGCAAUAUUUUCACACAACAGCCAACCUUUAAAAAAAUGUCAUCAGUCCCGAACUACGAAAUGCAAAUGCAUCAGUAAAAUCCAUUAAAAACAGUACAUUUUACUGUUUUAACACCUGCAAGGAAUCGCAGGGAAUCGAGAAGGUGCGAUUCUCUAUAAAAGGGAAUCGGAUUCCUGCAUUUCCCGAUUCUUUUGACUUGGGGAACCGCGAUUCGAAUCCGAUUCGAAUCGUGAGAAUCGGAUUCUUUCUCGAUUCUUUCACGCGAUUCGAAUCGCGCCAACUCUGCCAAAAAGUAACAAAUGGACUAAAAAUUUGCGAAAUACUUACGAUAAUAUUGAAUCGAAUUUACAUGCUUUAGAAGGUGUAGGUGAAAAUAUUCAAAACAACACCAUACUGUACUCGAUGAUUAUGAAGAAGUUUCCAUUUGAUAUAAUUAUGAAAGCCGAUUUGGAUGUUGCAAGUAACGAUUUAUCCGAAUUGAGGCAGAAAGUUGGCGAAUUGAUAUGGAAACAAGAGCAAUAUUGUGGUACGAAUUGGAGUGAGUCAUCCGAUAAUAAUCCUAAUAAAAAAGAUUUUUUCAAAGGUACUACAGAGAGCUUGAUAACUGGUGAUAGAAAACCGAGUAAAAAAUGUAUCUAUUGCGUUGAAACGUCACAUUAUUCCGAUGAAUGCAGCAAAAUAACGACAUUGGAAGACCGAAGAAAGAAAUUGAAUGGUCGUUGCAUCAUUUGUUUGAAUCCUGGUCAUCUCGCUAAAGACUGUACGGUAAACAAACCAUGUGUACAUUGUAAGAAACGUCGUAGUCAUCAUCGUAGUUUAUGUAUUAAAUUAUUUUCAAAAGAAGUUAGUAAUCCUGAACCAACUGAAUCUUUACUAAUGAAAGAUCAAGAAGGUAACCUGUUAGCAGCCACAGUCAACGUUGGUAAUGAAAGUCGUGUUCAGAAAGUUACCUCAAUUCUGGAUAGCGGUUCAAGAAGAUCGUACAUUACUACGAGGUUGGCCGAUAAAUUAAAAUUGAAGCCUCUUCAUUAUGAAACGAUUAGAAUUUCUACGAUUUGUUCCGAAGCUCCUCGAGAAAUUUCAACCAAGGUCGUUAGUUUAGAUAUUUUUACAAAUGAUGGUGAAAAAAUAAAAAUCACUGCAAAUACGAUACCUAAAAUUAUUAAUCGAAUAAAUCACCACGAUAUUAAGUUAGAUUCCAGAUUCAAGAAAUUCAAGCUCGCUGAAGUUGAUAAAAAUCUUGUACCUGAACUCCUGAUUGGAAAUGACUACAUGUUCGAUUUUAUGGUCAUGGAAAAAGUAAUUAUUGAUGAUUCAACUUCGUUAAUCAAUUCGAAAUUUGGAUGGCUGGUUGUUGGUCGAAUCGAUAAAAACCACGAAACUCCAGUUUUCUUCUCCGAGAUUGAAAUGGUAGAAAACCUAUGGAAAUUAGAUGCGAUUGGGAUAGAUGAUUCAACCUCAGUGGAGGAUAUUGGCGAUGAACUUGCGGUAAAAAGUUUUUAUGAUAAUAUAGAAUUGAUAGAUAAUCGUUAUGAAGUAGCUUGGCCCUGGAAAGAGUACCCUCCUGAUUUAAAAUCGAACAAAGGGCUCGCCUACGGUCGUUUGAAAUCUCAGAUGAGAAAAUUCGAAAAGAACAAAGAAUUAUUCGACGAAUAUGACAAAGUGAUCAAAUACCAAGAGUCUCAAGGUAUUAUCGAACGAGUCAACGAAUCUAUCAACGAUAAAGAAGAUUUAGUUCAUUAUCUUCCGCAUCACGAAGUUCUGACACCAGGUAAAAGUACCAGUUUACGAGUUGUUUAUGACGGUUCUGCAAAAUCUCGAAAAAUUGAUAAAAGCUUAAACGAUUGUAUUUUUCGUGGUCGUGUUCUUUUGGAAACGUUAUGUGGUUUGAUUUUGCGCUUAAUGUUGAGAUGUUUUGUAUUAACUUCUGAUAUUGAAAAAGCAUUUUUGCAAAUCGGUUUGAAAUUACGUGAUCGCGAUUUUGUUAGAUUUAUUUGGAUAAAAGAUUUUAAUAAACCGCUAAACUUCGAUAAUUUGAUUAUAUUUCGCUUUACUAAAAUUCCGUUCGGUGUUAUUGCUAGUCCGUUUUUGUUAACUUUAACAAUAAUUUUUCAUUUAAAUCAAUAUGAUUCGAAGUUCGUUCCGCUAUUACUAAGAAGUUUUUAUGUGGAUAAUCUUAUCUUGAGUGUCGAUUCGGUAGAUGAAGCUAUUGAUCUUUAUAAUUUUUCAAAAUCUUGUUUUAAUGAUGCUUCGAUGAAUUUACGUAAUUGGGUUACGAAUUGUAAUGAACUUAAAAAUGUUUUAAAACCAGAAGAUCGUUUAGAUGUAUCUGAAAUUAGUAUUUUAGGGUUAAAAUGGAAUGUUAAAAAUGAUACUUUUGUGAUUAAUCAUAAACUCACUAAUUCGACUAUUAUUAUUACAAAACGUGAAGUUGUAAAAAAGGUAUCCUCGAUUUUUGAUCCGUUAGGUUUUUUGUGUCCUGUUGUUUUACCAGCUAAAUUAUUUAUUCGAUAUUUAUGGGGCAAAAACUUAGAUUGGGAUGAUGUUUUAGAUGAGAAAGAUCAAAAGUCGUGGAAAGAAUUAUUAGAUAACUUGAAAUGUAUUUCGAAUGUAGAAAUAGAUCGGUACGUAUUUCGUGGCACUAAUGCUUGUAAUGAUUUUGAUUUACAUUGUUUCGUUGACGCGUCUCAAAAAGCUUAUGCUGCAACUGUUUACGUUAAGAAAAAUAAUUUAACUCGUCUCGUUUUUGCUAAAUCUCGUCUCGCUCCUCGCAAUAAUUUAACUAUUCCAAAGUUAGAAUUGUUAGCUAUAUAUAUCGGUAGUCAAAUCGUGAAUUUCGUUAAGAAUGAAUUUUCUGAUGUUAAUAUCAAAAAUAUUUAUGUAUGGUCCGAUUCCAAAUGUGUAUUAUCAUGGUUAUGUUCGAAAAAAGUUUUGCCCAAAUUUGUAGAAAGAAUUGUGAAGAAAAUUGAUAAAUCGUUCAAUUGUCGCUACGUUCCAUCUGCUGAAAAUCCUGCUGAUAUAGCCAGUCGCGGUGCAGAAGUGCAAGAUUUGAAUUCGUUCUGGUGGGAAGGCCCCACAUGGUUGAAAGAGAUGGAAGUUGCUUGGCCAAAGGCAAUGAAUUUACAAUUUGAAUCCGAACCUGAACCUGAACCAGAACCAGUACUUAUCUCCAAUAAUACAGCUGUAAUUCAGCCUCCUUUUAAAAUCGAUUGUACUCAAUUUAAAACCCUCAACUAUCUACUUGAUGCAACGUUAAGCUACAUGAAAAAUGUCAAUCCGAAUAAUAUUGUUCAGAAAACCGAAGAAGCUUUCAACCAGUGGAUUAUGUAUAUCCAAAACAAAAAUUAUCCUGAUAUUUCGCAACCUAAUCCGCUUGGUUUAAAACGUGAUUCUCAAAAUAUUAUACGUUGUCAUGGACGCCUGGUUGAAUCAUGUCUCAACGAUAAUGCAAAGUUUCCAAUACUUCUACCUGAGAAAGAAUACUUCACUCACUUAUUAAUUGAAAAAAUUCAUAUCGAUAACUAUCAUGUUGGCGUUUCGCAUACUCUCUCUGAAUUGAGAAAAAAUUUCUGGAUUCCAAAAGGCAGAUCGACGGUGUACUACGUUCUAAAAAAAUGUGCUAACUGCAAAUACUACGAUGGUGGUCCAUAUAAAUAUCCUGCAAUUCCUCCGUUACCUGAAUUUCGUGUAAAUCAAAGCAGUCCGUUUUCCUGUUGUGGUAUCGACACAUUUGGUCCUUUAUACGUCAGUGAUAACUCAGUCCAGAAAAAAGUAUUUGUUAGUAUUUUUGUUUGUAUGAUUACGCGUGCGAUUCACUUAGAACUUUUAGAGAAUAUGACCACUCAAGAAUUCCUACUCGCUUUUCGUAAUUUUAUAGCAUUACGCACAAUUCCAAAAUUCGUAAUAAGUGACAACGCGCCACAAUUUAAAAUAACCAAAUCAGCUUUUGAAAAUCUUUGGCAACAAAUAAUUUCUGAUAAUGAUGUAAUAGAUUUUUGUAAAAAUAAUUUGAUAGAAUGGAAACUGUUGCCUGAAUAUGCCCCGUGGCAUGGCGGUUUUUACGAAAGAUUAAUCGGUAUAGUGAAAAUGUCGCUAAAGAAAACAAUUUUUAAUUGUAUAAUAACAGAAAAUCAAUUGAGAACCGUGUUGUAUGAAGUAACUUCUGUUAUUAAUUCGCGUUCUAUUGUUUACGUAGGUGAAAAUGAUAGUAAUGUAUUAACACCUAAUGAUUUGAUGAAUACCAAAUUCGAUUUUAUUCCGGAUAGGCGGAUAUUGAUAAUGUUAAAAAUAUUAAACGUGAUGUAAUCGUAAAUUUAUGGAAAAGAUCUAACGAUAUUAUUAAUCAAUUUUGGAACGUUUGGAAAUUUCAAUAUUUAACUAGUCUUCGUGAACGUAAUAUUAGUAUAAAACAAAAGAAAAAUGUAGUAGACUUAGUUCCUAAAGUAGGAGAUAUCGUAUUAAUUGAAGGUGAUAAAAAAUUUUGUCCUAGAGGAGAGUGGAAAGUUGGUAAAGUAAUUAAUGUUAAUGUUAGCUCAGACAGUAAUGUUAGAUCAGCAAUCGUUGAAACUAAAAAUUCUAAACUUACCCGUCCCAUUAACAAAUUGUAUCCCUUGGAAACAUCGUAAUUUUUCUCGUUUAUACUUAUUAUUUUAAAUUUAAAAAUUCGUUUUUUUUUUUUUUUUCGGCGGGAGUGUCGCGGAUUCGCGGUUAUUAAUUAUAUUUGGCUAUGUUUUUGUUAUAUUUAAAGUUCGCGAUCUCGAUAAUAUUCGGCUGCUAGGUUUGUUAUCUUGAAGAUUCAAAAGUUUUUGUUAUUGUUUUUAUUCGAAAAUAAAUAGAGUAUGAAAAGGGUUCGUAUUGAAGCGAUUAAAUCAAUCGCCCUUAUUGUUGAAUUCCUUUUUCGUUAGGGGGUUGCAAUAGAUAUUUAUGCGGGCUCCCCGACUAUUCAUGCCAGACUAGAUCAAUAGCCUGGUUGACAUCUAAAAAGCAAGCAACGCAGUACUUUUCGUAUCUUCGAAAGCAGAUUCAAUGAUUUGAGUAAUACGAUGCAUUUGUUCAAUCGCAGCAUGCCUUUCUUGAAACAAAUGGAAUCCUCUACCCGACGACGUAGAAUGAAUGUCUUCAUUACUUUGGAGAGAACUGGAAGUAGGUAGUUCUACUAGUUUCCCUGGUUGAAGUACAGCUAUUAUAAUUUAAUUUUCGCCAUUUUCCACUGGUGAGGGAAAUAUCUUAGUCUCAGGAUUGCAUUAGGUAAGUAUGUCAGCAAAAGAAUACCCUUUCUUGGGAGUUCUUUGACUAAUCUUGGAGAAAUGUGUUCAUAUCCUGGAGCUUUUUGGCUGCUAAUAUUUUUGUCAAUGCCUGUGGCCAUCUCCUUAGGAGUUAUAUGCACUAUUUGACUUGGUUGAAUGAAUGCCAACAAAGGAGUUAUCAGACUGAAUGUCAUUUGGAGUGAAAAUUUGUGCUAGAUGAUUUGCAAAAACCUCAGCAAUAAUUUCAUCAUCACUUUUGGCCCAACCUCCUCUGUUGUCCUUGAUUGGAGGGAGUCGCGUUGCUGCUUGUUCAGUUCUCUUGGUAGCUUUCCAUAAAGAAGUAUAAGUUGUAGGUACUCGUACUCAUGUAUUGAAAUCGAAUCGAGUUGCCUGCAUGAUGGACGCGACAACUAAGAGUAUGUAUGUGUAUAGGUACUCAUAUUAUUGACUUACGAGUACGUAUACCUAUUUAGCGUAGGUACAGUCACAAUAUUCCAAGUGACAGCAACUGAUGAGUAAUGACAGAUGGCAGAUUGAGUCGAGUAUGUGUUUAUGCGUACCUAUUCACUGCAUAUGUUGUAGCUGUAUCUGUAGUCUACGCUAACUGUCAAAACAAAUCUAAAUGUGUUGAAAUUUGUGUACUAUGUACGAGUCGAGUACCAGGUACUACCUUAGCUAAAUGUAGUGAAAAAUUACGAUCGAAUUAUCGUGCUGUUAUCCGAGUGUGGUAUUGCUGUGUUCGUUCAGUACUCAAAAAUCAAAUCGACGACAGAUAUUCGACGUGCCUACCUAGACCUACCUACCUACAUUUUCCAUUCGAGUACAAAGGGGCAGAUUUGUAAACGAUUCUUACUUGAUCACAAUCAAGUAACCAGCCAAGUGAGAACAUUUUUUUAAAUUCAUAGGUUUGCAUUCAACAUACGAGUAAUAAUAAGUAUACGUGAGCUUAGUGAGAUACUCGACGUAAAAGGACUGAGAACCCAACUUGAAAGCAUCGUCUCACAGCUGGUACCAAUGAUGUUGGCGAUAGCCGUAAUCGUAGUUGUUUUGGGCACAGCGAUGACCGCCGAAAUCGAAGUAAACAGCGCUGUCGAAUUGUCAUCGUCGUCGACGUCAGCGCUAAAUUCAGCAACGGAAUCGUUGCUACAGCAAACGUCCGGUUUGAUGGGCGGUAUCGGUAUUGGAGAGCAGAUUCUAUCGAUUCAGCAACAAAUUCGCAACCAGCUGCAGGAUGGAUUGAGCAGAACGAUGUCGAUGUCGAUGUCGAUGAUGAACACUCAGCAAUACGAAUACCUGACAAAGGCGCUGAAUUCGGCAAUCUCAUCGUCCUUUUCGCCGCAACAACUGCAGCUCAUCAACGACGUGGUAUCGAUGACGGGCGCCAGCUACGCUUACGACGCCGCCCAAAGAGAGAUAGAUAUACAUCGAGAGUGUAUCGCCGCAGCAUAUCAGGAUCUAAAUAGCGCUGCGCAAAUCGCCAUCAGUGGCCAGGUCGAUGUCGACAACCUUGCCCAGCUCAAAAAUCGCGUUUUAUCCGCCGUCAAACACUUGCAGGAUUCUUGUCCGUUGUGCAGGGCUUUGAAAUCAGCGGCCAACGAUGCCAAUCAAAGUUUCUUACCGUUUACUACGGUCUUGUGUUCGUCAGUUUUAAGAAGUCUGCAUCCGUUUGUCGCAGAAUCGUCACCAUAAAGCGUAAACAUUCAUUAUUUAUCCUCUACCUAUUUAUGUAGGUACGUUUAAAUGUAUACCUAGAUCCUUUUACUCGUCGUAAGCAUAAUAUUAUGUACCUGUUGAUACACGAAAUAAACGUCUAAACACAAA
Messenger RNA from Planococcus citri (citrus mealybug), 7443 nucleotides. RefSeq lists its product as uncharacterized. The record is from RefSeq and is a predicted model, not a curated record. Lineage: Eukaryota; Metazoa; Arthropoda; Insecta; Hemiptera; Pseudococcidae. Gene Ontology annotation, biological process: DNA integration. Gene Ontology annotation, molecular function: zinc ion binding; nucleic acid binding. The coding region runs from base 779 to 4681 and encodes 1300 amino acids. The transcript has 3 exons.